Molecule: messenger RNA, 1247 nt
Organism: Neltuma alba
Lineage: Eukaryota; Viridiplantae; Streptophyta; Magnoliopsida; Fabales; Fabaceae
Exons: 1
Coding region: 118-729 (203 amino acids)
Source: RefSeq, a predicted model, not a curated record
GACAGCGAUCUGCAAAUCUAGCCGCAAAAUCCCAUAUUGGUCUGCUUGUUUCCACUUGGGUUACUUCAUAAACUGUAUUGCAAACUGUGGGUGUGCAGUUUUUACAGGGGGGAACAGAUGAAGAACAGAGCACCUGUGUUGUUGAAGCAGAUCAUAGCUACUCUGAAGUCAAUGGCAAAGUCCAAAGCCUUGGCUCUGAAGACGAAGACAAACGCCAUCAAGGCGCGACUGAUCAUAUUCUCAUUGCUGAGGAAUAAGAAGUUUCUGAUGAGCUCUAUUUCCCACAAAAUGCAAUCCGUUCUGGGCCAUCAUUCCCAUCCCAAAGAAGACAGCUUUCUGGAGGGUAGAAGAGACCAGAGCAAGGCCAUGGCGAUCCAUGACGACAAUGACCACUGCUACGAGGCUAUUCCCAGUCCCAUGGAGACGAACUUGGUGGAGGGGAGAAGUGAGGAUGGGUAUGAAAGCUGCUAUAGGUACGAGGAGGAAGAGGAGGAUGAGAAGUACCCGGAUUUGACCCAUACUCUGUUUGACUCGGAGGAUUUCGGAGGCUCUGUUAUUGAUAUGGUGAAGAAUUCGAAGGAGGAGGCAGGGGAAGAAUUCAAACUGGAGGACGAAAUUGACCAUGUGGCGGAUUUGUUCAUCAAGAGGUUCCGCAAGGAGAUGAUGUUGCAGAAGCAACAGUCAAUCAAGAGGCAGCAGGAGGAGAUGUUGAAGAAUAACGUUGGAUGAGUUCUAGAGUCACCCAGAUAUAAAUCAUCGUUAUUGGGUUAAGCUCCUGUUGGUGUUUGUGAUAGAACUCAGAUUACAGAAUAAGGAAGACCCACAAGCAGGGGUUAUAAUGCGAAGAGUUCUGAUGCUGAUACCGUAGAAGACGAGAAGAAUUGAGAAGUCUCGUGGGCGUGUUCUUUCUUUCUUUUAUACGAAUGAACAGUUAACAGUUGGAGAUAUACUGGGAGUGCCAUAGCAGCUGGGGAUGGUGUGAUUAUAGUGGUUUGGCUCUGUAAAUCCAUUACCAUGAAAGUCGUGUAUAGAGCGCUAAAACCAAAUCCUAAGUAAGAUGUACAUUUCUCAUAUCAUAUGGAUUUUGGGAAUUUGUAAUAACUGUACCAAACACAAGCAUGAAACUUGGCUGUGAAUUGAGGAAGAAAAGGAAAAUCCAUCUGCGGAAGGGGCCAAAGAAAAAAUUAGAAGCAAACAUAAUCAUUUGAUAAGGAGUAACGGCUCCCUCCACUGAAGUUCCUUUUUUC